Messenger RNA from Branchiostoma floridae (Florida lancelet), 3508 nucleotides. RefSeq lists its product as uncharacterized. The transcript is spliced from 20 exons. NCBI's taxonomy places the organism in Eukaryota, Metazoa, Chordata, Leptocardii, Amphioxiformes, Branchiostomatidae. Gene Ontology annotation, molecular function: protein binding. The coding region runs from base 74 to 3259 and encodes 1061 amino acids. The record is from RefSeq and is a predicted model, not a curated record.
AUAAAAGCGGCACGAGUUCCCGGUUCGUUCAUUCCCUACUGCGCGGUGACCAGGAAGGUGUUUGUGCUCCAGCAUGGCGGGCACGAUGUGGGCUGUACGCGCCGCGUGUGUGCUUCUCUGUCUCGGGAUGGCGAUCGGUUAUCCCUCACGAGGCAGCAAAGCACGAGACUUUAUCGACGAGGACGAACUCCGAGCCAUGCUGACCCGACUGGUGAAGACACGUGACGUGGACAGACUUCUGCACGCACAGGCCUUACACAGCGACGACCAGCUCUUAAACAGCAACGACCGGAGAGACGAGAGCUCUGGAGAAGGAUCGGGACAAACCGUCGUUAUAGAAUUCCCUGGACAAGUUAAAGAAAGCUCCGGUGAAGGUAGCGGUGAGACUGGCGGUUUCGAAGGAUUCCCUGGCGACUUCAAGUUUUUGGGAGAACCAGUUACUGAGUCCUCAGGAGAGGGAAGUGGAUUCCCUGGGGAAGUCAAAGAAGGCUCCGGUGAUGAAGGAAGCGGCGAGACCGGCGGGUUUGGCGGAUUCCCUGGCGACGUGAAGUUUUAUGGCGGCUAUGGCUAUUAUGGCUAUGACGCAGUUGAGGCAUCUGGCGAGGGCAGCGGAUUACCCGGAGACGUGAAAGAGGGAGAAGGAAGCGGUGAAGACCAACCAGACGAACCAGUUCAACAGUGCCCGGAUGGAGACUUCAUCUCCGCCGCCUGGCGGUGUGACGGCAGGAGGGACUGUAAUGAUGGCUCGGACGAACGGGGAUGCGAAAAUCUGUGUGCGGGUCUGGGUUACCCUGGAGACCGAGGUUGUCGCUGCGCCAGCUGCAAGGCUGACCGGCCGUCGCAGAACUGCGCAUGCCCGCCCAGCCAAUGUCAAGAUAUCCUAGAGAAGAAAUGCGACCACCUGACGAUCCUGACCGUACCCCCGUUCGACAGGGGCAACGCUGCGACGAGGUCUUACAUGCCGACCGGGCGGGUGACGGGCGGAGCCAUGCGGGCUGACAUGGUGUUCAUCACCGACGGAUCCGCCAGCAUCGGUACCUUCAACUUCGAGGAGAUCAAGAAGUUCAUGCGGCAGUUGGUCGAUGGUCUUACCGUGUCUCUUACCUCAUUUAGGGUCGGCGCUAUGCAGUUUGCCUACGAGAACCGAGAAGAGUUCGGCCUGGAGGAUAACUAUAACAACGCCGGAGUAGACGCCGCCAUCUGCGCCAUUCCUUAUAUGGACGGACCUGGAACCUACACCGGGGAGGCCAUCCUGUUCGCUAAGGACUACAUGUUCGCCCCUAUCCGACCGGAUAUACGUCACGUUGGCAUAGUGAUCACGGACGGGAAGACUUCCAUCGGCGCCAUGGACAUCGGGCAGGCCUCUCGCUCUGCGCAACAAGCGGGCAUCGUGCUGUACUCCAUCGGGAUCGGUCUGAUGAACGACGCGUCGUACAACGCGCAGCUGCAGGCCAUCGCGGGGUCCACUGGGAAGGUUUUUCACGUGGGCGACUUCAGCGCGCUGUCAGGGAUCAUCAGCGCACUGCUAGCGGACAUCUUCGCUCUGCCGCCGCCCGCAGUUCCGGCCCCAGCUCCCGCGCCGUAUCCAGUUCCAGCCCCAGCACCGUACCCCAUACCAGCCCCAGCGCCGUAUCCAGUUCCGGCCCCAGCGCCGUAUCCUGUUCCCGCCCCGGCACCAUAUCCCGUACCUGCCCCGGCUCCCUAUCCCGUACCCUCUCCAGCGCCGGCUCCGUAUCCAGUUCCGGCCCCGGCACCCUACCCCGUGCCUGCGCCUGCCCCGGCGCCGUAUCCUGUUCCGGCCCCGGCACCAUAUCCCGUACCGGCCCCGGCACCGUACCCAGUACCCUCUCCAGCCCCGGCUCCAUAUCCCGUACCAGCUCCUGCCCCUGCACCAAUUCCAGCCCCCGCUCCAUAUCCCGUUCCUGCUCCGGCACCAAUUCCGGCCCCGGCUCCCCCACCACAACCACUCCCACCACCCCCUGCUCCGGCCCCAUAUCCGGUACCGGCGCCAGCGCCAGCUCCAGUUCCGGCCCCCGCUCCAUAUCCCGUACCAGCCCCUGCACCGUAUCCAGUUCCGGCCCCGGCUCCCCCUCCCCCUCCACCACCCCCUCCUGCUCCUGCUCCUCCACCUCCACCUCCCCCUCAGCCACUCCCUCCUCCUCCACCCCCGCCCGCUCCGGCGCCUCCUCCACCCCCUCCUCCCCCACCGGCUCCGGCUCCUCCACCUCCCCCUCCUCCUCAGCCACUCCCUCCUCCACCCGCUCCGGCGCCUCCUCCACCCCCUCCUCCUCUACCUCCUCCUCCCCCUCCUGGACCAAUCCUGCCUCCUCCUCCCCCUCCUCCACCACCUCCUCCACCUCCUCCACCUCCUCCACCUCCUCCACCCCCUCCACCAAGUGUGGAAGUGUCGUGCUCCGACAGUACUCUGGAGAUCGACCUGGCCGCCGCGUCCUUCCCGAAAGUGCGCACCUCCAACCUGCGUCUCGUGGACCCGGCCUGCCGCGCCACCAGUAACGGCACGCACAUGAUCAUGAAGUCGCCUCUCAACAGCUGCGGGACCACGUCUUACGAAACACCAGACUACAUCAUCUACGACAACAUGGUGACGGACGAGUCUCUCGCGAGAGCCGGCGAGAUUAUCCGAGACUGCGGGUUCGAGAUGAGAAUCCAGUGCCAGAUCCCGCGCAGACUCCAGGUGUCCGGAGACUUCGACCCCAUACAGGUUCCCGAAAUGUACUCCGCCGUCGGCACGGGCGACAUUAACGUGAUCAUGCACUUCUGCACGGACAGCGUCUGCACCAGCUUCAAGCCGUACCCCGUCACCUACCGGGUCUGCGAACAGGUGUACGUCGAAGUCCAGCUGUUGGCCUCUGACCCCGACCUGAGCAUCCUGGUCCUGACUGGCGAGGCCACGCCCUCCACGGCGCGAACUGGCGGGCCGCUUUAUGACAUCAUCAACAAUGGCUGCGGAGUUGACCCGACCUACGUGGUGUACCCGGCUCCGAACCACGCCGUCAUCAGGUUCGGUUUCCAGGCCUUCAAGUUCGCCACGGACUACCCCAAGGUGUACCUGCACGCUGACGUUCUCAUCUGCAAGUCUUCCGCUGUCGGCAACCGCUGCUCACAAGGUUGUGCAACGGCCGGUAGGCGGCGUCGCGACCUCGCAACGACACCCGGCGUGGCCCUGUAUCACGUGACUGCUCCAGCCCCCAUGAUCCUCUUCGACGACGUGGACGAGACUCUCGUUCCCAAAUCGUAGAAGGUCGUGGCAGAAGUUCGACUGUUGGGCGGAGUCACGUGAUCACAUCCAACCUUCCUUCGAGAUUUCCGCGCAACACGAUUUGAUGACGUAACCGCACGAAUAAAUGACGUAAACGAAUAGUCGAACGCCUUGUAAAUAUUGUAUAGUACAAUGCCCUACCUAAAAUGCCUUCUACAAUUGAAUGAGAAGAAUUGAAUCUUAUAUUAAGAUCUCAACGUGAAUAAAUUAUGCCACAACGCGUUAAAA